This is a messenger RNA of Lodderomyces theae, 936 nucleotides long. RefSeq names its product RNA-binding RNA processing protein (gene RPP1). Gene Ontology annotation, biological process: tRNA processing. The record is from RefSeq and is a predicted model, not a curated record. Bases 1 to 936 code for a protein of 311 amino acids. The transcript has a single exon. Gene Ontology annotation, cellular component: nucleolar ribonuclease P complex. Lineage: Eukaryota; Fungi; Ascomycota; Pichiomycetes; Serinales; Debaryomycetaceae. Gene Ontology annotation, molecular function: RNA binding.
AUGUCAUAUGACCUCAAUAUUCCAUGGCCCUGUAAUAACUACAACACGUCACCAACUCCACAGCAAUGGACAGACUUGAAAAACACGAUAAUAACCAAUUUGGAACUAGGCAUCACCCAUCAGGCCAUCAACUUCACCAUUGAUGAAUCAGUCAGAAUUCCCUUCAAUACACCCGACAAGAUUAACCCUAUUCUCAUUAAACAGCUUACGGAUGAACUAUCGCCCAAUUUCCCCACAUUGCACUUAUUCUCACGCAUUACUUUGAUUGUAAACGAUUCGUCCAAAUUACAAGGAGUCGCCAAACUACAAAACCAUUUCGAUUUAUUUGCGAUACAACCGACAAAUGAAAAAUCACUACAGUUAACAAUUUUGAACAUUGAAUGUGAUUUGAUCAGCUUCAACUUGUGUACAAAACUACCGUUUUUUUUGAAGUUUAAGGCAAUUGGAACUGGAGUUGCUAAAGGAAUCAAGUUUGAAAUCAACUAUAGUCAACUAGUCAGUGGAGGGUCACUGGGGUACGUCCCAUCUUCUUCAUCAUCAUCUGACGUGAGCGGCAACUUGAUCAAAAAGAAUUGGUUUAACAACGUACUACAGUUGAUUAGAAGUUCACGAUCACGAGGUUUGGUAGUUUCGAGUGGUGCUCAAAAUCCACUCCAGGUGCGAAACAGUAAUGAUAUCAUGACACUUUUGAAGACGCUUGGGUUGAACUCUGCCAAGGCAAGAAGUUGCAUACUGAUGAAUCCUGAGAAGGCAUUGUUAAAUGCUAGGUUGAGGAUCAAGUCUUAUAAGCAAGUUAUUAGUAUGGGCGAUGGAGAUUUGAUUGGUAAUGAGAGUGAAGAUGUCGAUAAGAAACAUGAUGCAGCUGGGUAUAAGCGUAAAUAUGACGAAAGUUUCACGGGUAAGUUGUUGAAAAAGUACAAAAGAGACGCCGCGUGA